This is a messenger RNA of Etheostoma spectabile (orangethroat darter), 2413 nucleotides long. Its product is annotated as titin-like. The coding region runs from base 30 to 2060 and encodes 676 amino acids. NCBI's taxonomy places the organism in Eukaryota, Metazoa, Chordata, Actinopteri, Perciformes, Percidae. The record is from RefSeq and is a predicted model, not a curated record. The transcript is spliced from 5 exons.
UCCCGGAGCCGCCGCAGAUCCUUCGCCAAAUGGCGCCGCAGUCGGUGGAGGCGGGAAAACCCGCCCGCUUCUCGGUGCAGGUGAGCGGCGUCCCGGCGCCGCAGGUGUCCUGGUUCAAGAACUCCCAGGCUCUGUCCGCCGGCUUCAAGUGCAAGUUCCUCCAGGACGGGGGGGGCGAGCACUCGCUGCUGCUCAUCGAAGUCUUCCCCGAGGACGCCGCCGUCUACAACUGUGAGGCCCAGAACGAGUACGGCACCGCCACCAGCACCGCAGCGCUCAACGUGGAAGUGUCGGAGGUGGUGUCUCCAGACUCGUCUGCGACCGUCGCCCCCCCGGUCGUCAUCUCGCCCAUCGCCAGCGCCACGGCCCGCGAGGGGGAACCGGCUCGGUUCCAGUGCCGAGUCCGUGGAGAUGAUGUGAGGAUCAGCUGGUUCCACCAGCAGACCGAGAUCAAGCAGUCCGAGUUCUUCCGGAUGUCCCAGUUUGACGACAGCUGCCAGCUGGAGAUCUCCCGGGUCUACCCCGAGGACGAGGGACAGUACACCUGCGUGGCCACCAACUCCGCCGGGACCGUGUCCUGCUCCGCCACACUCAACCUGGACGUGACUCACGUGAGAGAGCACAUCGAGGCCAAGAUCGAGCAAGAAGUCAAAGAGCUGUUUUAUCACGAAAGUAAAGAAGAAACGCCGCAAAGGAGCGCAGCAGAACUCAUCGGCGCUCGACAGCUGAGGGGAGCCUUCUCCGACACCGAGGACUUCCCCGAUCACGGCCUGGUGUCGGCCAAUCGCUGCUCAAGCAGAACCUCGUCCAUCAGCUCCUGGACGGAGAACAUCAAACCUUCUUUCACCAAGAAACUAAAGUUCCAAUCAGUUCUCGAAGGAGAACCGGUGGAGUUAAAGUGUAAACUGGUUGCAUGUCCUCAACCAACUAUCCUCUGGUUUCAUAACAAUAAAUCUAUUCCUAAAGAGCGUAGACGUGGGAUGUGUACAGAUAGCAAAAUGCACAUGCACACCACCAGUCUGGUUAUCGAUUGUAUCAAAGAGAAGGACUCGGGUAGUUAUAAAGUCAUGGCGAUAAACACGGAGGGUUCAGCCGAGUCCACAGCAUCACUCUUGGUGUCACUGAGGGAAGAGCAGUCUGCGAACUACCUGGGCUUUGUCAGACGCUCUGCCAAAGCCCACGAAAGCAUAGACACCAUGGCAGAGCAGAGGAAAGAGAGGAAGUUUAGGGUCGACCUCAGGUGUGUAGGGUCUCCAUUUGACAAGAUGUCCAAAGUUCAUCAGGGAAGAUCUCGAUCUAAGAACUCCUUGAUGCGUACUGUUUACUUCAGGGCCGAUUCCCAUGCCAAAGAAAGAGAGACUGAAAAAGAGUCCAAACGGUUGGAGACUGCCUCCGAGCGCGCCCCAUCCCCUCCCGCCAUGUUUGACAGGUCUGAGCGCUUUAACGACAGGUUCAGUGAUAUCUACUGCGACCGGCGCACCGGUGCGAGGUUCAGUGACAAGUUUAGCGACAGAUGCAGCGACAGGUACAGCGACAGGUUCAGUGACACUGAAAGCCUUCACAACGAGGUAAGAACUAAACUUACCACACUCCAAAAAGCUGUCAAACAGAAGAAGAGGCUUUCUAUCUCCACCAUGUCGUCCUCUGAGUUUGAGUCAGAAUCAGUUGCCAGCGAGUCGAGCUAUGCCGAAUAUGUAGAGAGGCUCAGGGUGAAGCCUGCCUCUGUGCCUGAUGUCCAGCAUUUCAAUCGACCUUUCAGUUUAGGGGAUAGUCAUCAAGAGUUUCAAAGUAAAAGCUCAAGCAGGGAGCCUUCUCAGCGUCGUUUGAGGCAUUCAUUUGAGCCUCAGUCGAGAACCAGGGCCAUUCAGAUCAUGAGAGGAGAUUUGGUUGAUACAAUGGUGCCACAGACAGAAAGGAAAUCAGGGGAAAUGUAUUCAGAGACCCUGGCGCAUAAAAAGGUUGAAGGUUACCUUGAGUCGCGGGUAGAUGCUAGAUUCAACAAAAUGGUAAUGAACGUCGCAGUGUGCUCGCUGACCAAACGUGGAGUCUGCAAAGACUGAGGACGAGCUACUUCACCCUGAAGUCCCGUACUCUGAAACAUUGUACGCUGAAAGCAGCGAAUCUGGUCGAAUUGUGCAUGCUCAAGGCAACCUCAGGGAGAAGUUAACAGCAGAAGAAAUGGCAACAGCAGAAGCCGCUGCUCCAUUUGAAGAAAGUGAAGGCAAGUCUUUGAGGGAGAGCAUUGAUGCUGAACGAAUGCAGUGUGAGGAAAAACUUCUUGCAUUGCGGAUCAGGAAAUGGCAGCAAGGAAGUAGGAUGUCAGAAGAGGAGAUAUUUCACCCUGAAACCGAUGUGCCCCUGCCAGCAGAGAUGCAGUACAUAGAGCCUGCGCAGCAGGAAGUGACGGAGGAAA